AUGGCCACAGCAGGUGAGACCAACGGUGGCCUCGGCUGCAGUUCCCAGAGGCUGGUGUUGAUGGUGCAGGUCUCUCUGAAGCUGUGGAACAAGUACAGAGUCUCCAACAUUCCUUCCCUGAUAUUUAUCGAUGCCUCUACUGGGAAGGUGGUGUGCAGGAACGGCCUCCUGGUCAUCCGGGAUGACCCAGAAGGUUUGGAGUUCCCCUGGGGACCAAAACCCUUCAGUGAAGUUGUUGCUGGGCCUCUGCUAAGGAACAACGGCCAGACACUGGACAGCAGUGCCCUGGAGGGCUCGCACGUUGGGGUCUAUUUCUCAGCACACUGGUGCCCACCGUGCCGAAGCCUCACAAGGGUCCUGGUGGAGUCCUACCGGAAAAUCAAGGAGGCAGGGCAGAAGUUUGAGAUCCUCUUCGUUAGCGCAGACAGGUCGGAGGACUCCUUCAAGCAGUACUUCAGUGAGAUGCCCUGGGUGGCCGUGCCGUACGGCGACGAGGCCCGGCGGUCGCGCCUGAACCGGCUCUAUGGCAUCCAAGGCAUCCCGACUCUGAUCGUGCUGGACCCCCAGGGAGAGGUGAUCACGCGGCAGGGCCGGGUGGAGGUGCUGAACGACGUUGAGUGCCGCGAGUUCCCCUGGCACCCCAAGCCCGUGCUGGAGCUGACGGACUCCAACGCCGUGCAGCUGAACGAGGGGCCCUGCCUCGUGCUCUUUGUAGAUUCAGAGGAUGAUGGGGAGUCAGAGGCAGCGAAGCAACUGAUUCAGCCCAUAGCUGAAAAAAUCAUCGCCAAGUACAAAGCCAAAGAUGAGGAAGCACCGUUGCUCUUCUUCGUGGCAGGAGAG
Messenger RNA from Merops nubicus (carmine bee-eater), 840 nucleotides. RefSeq names its product nucleoredoxin (gene NXN). The record is from RefSeq and is a predicted model, not a curated record. Lineage: Eukaryota; Metazoa; Chordata; Aves; Coraciiformes; Meropidae. Gene Ontology annotation, molecular function: thioredoxin-disulfide reductase (NADPH) activity. The annotation marks the transcript as partial. The transcript is spliced from 7 exons.